Messenger RNA from Stegastes partitus (bicolor damselfish), 4027 nucleotides. It is a transcript of the gene zfat, whose product is annotated as zinc finger and AT hook domain containing. The record is from RefSeq and is a predicted model, not a curated record. The transcript has 26 exons. Lineage: Eukaryota; Metazoa; Chordata; Actinopteri; Pomacentridae. Gene Ontology annotation, cellular component: nucleus. Gene Ontology annotation, biological process: regulation of gene expression. Bases 54 to 3572 code for a protein of 1172 amino acids.
CUCUCUGCUUCCGCUGCCUGAACGGACGUGUGUCGCAGAUUCGACAGAAAAUUAUGACGGAGAAAAUGGACGCACAGAAAGCAGCUGGUUCUGUGUUUAUGUGUCGGCUGUGCAACCUCUUCUCUCCCAGUCGCUCCCAGCUGCAGGACCAUUGUGCCCAGUUGCACCCACAGCAAGAUCCUUCAGAUGACAUCAUCGUUGUGCUGCAGCCCCUCGCAGCAGACCCUGUGGAGACGCUGGCAGAGGGCCCAGUGAAGCGAAAACGAGGCCGACCGAAAGGCUCUACGAAGAAGAUGCGCACAGAUUUGACAGAAGGCAAAGCUGCCUCCACCCACGGCCCAGAGGAUAAUUUAGAAAAAGAACAAAAGAGGAACAAGGAUAAAGGAGACCGACAAAGUAGCUCGGUAGAAGGCAAAGGUCACUAUGAGAUAUCGGGGCUGGAAUGUCGGAGCUGCCGUCGCUCUUUUAGCAACAGACGACAAAUCCUCAAACACAUCUGCCUGAGAGAAGAGGAAGAAGAAGAGGAUGAAGAGGAGAACGGGAACGCCACUGGUGGAGCAGAAGGUGAAGGUUCAGAAAAUCUGGAUCCUGGAGGAGCUGAUCCAAACCAGAACAAACAAAACUCAGGAAGACCGGGACUCACGAGAGAAAAGGAUGUGGGAAACUUCAGAUCUCAAAGAAACAAUCGGAAUCGCAUCUCUAAAGAAGGAAGCCAAGCAACAGGAAACAAAAAAUCAGUUGUCAGUGUUGUUCUGACAGAAGAUGAAACACUUCCGGCAGGUGUUUCUAAAAUGGUUCCAGUGGAGGACAGUUCAGCAGAAACAGAGUCUGCAGCUGCACAACCUCAGCGUUCUGCAGUAUUCCAGUCCGAGUCACAGGAUGUCACAGGUGAAACUACUGCCUGUGACGAAGACCCUAAAACAGACCAGGAACCAAGUUCAACACUGACAACAGAAACCGGAAAAGGCUUCCAGGAAUAUUCAAUCAAGCAAGAUGCUACCAAUUUACUGCAGAGCCAGCUGAAGAUCUUUGCCUGUGAGUUCUGCAAUAAGAUCUUUAAGUUCAGACACUCUCUGAUCGCCCACCUCAGGACGCACACUCAGGAAAAACCUUUUCAGUGUCCUCACUGUGACUACGCUUCAGCCAUCAAAGCCAACCUGAAUGUUCACCUGAGGAAGCACACAGGAGAGAAGUUCAGCUGCGAGCACUGUCCUUUCACCUGCCUCAGCCCAGGACACCUCAAGGUCCACAUAGAGCGAGUCCAUAUGAAGGUGAAGCAGCACUGCAGCUUCUGUGAGAAGAAGUACUCUGAUGUGAAGAACUUGCUGAAGCACAUGGAGAAACGACAUAACCUGAAGGACCCACCAGUUCAGCAGAGCUACCAGCAGCUGAGGUUAAAGACCCGUCAGGGCCUCAGGCAGCUCCUGUACCACUGUCCCACCUGCAACCGACGCUUCAAGAACCAGCUGGAGCGGGAGCGUCACCUGCUGGUCCACGGUCCCCAGCGUCCCUUCGCCUGCCUCCUCUGUGACCACGCUGCCACAAAGAUGGCUGCCCUCGCCGCUCACGUCAGGAAGCACCUGUUUCUGUACAUGUGCUGCGUCUGCGACGAGAAGUUUGUCAGCUCGCAGAGGCUGAAGAGUCACCUGAAGGAGUCUCACCCUGAGCUGGAGCAGGAACAGGCUUUCACAGACUCUAUCAACAGCAGCUACUAUCUGGUUCAGCCCGGAGGAGGCAUGUGGGGGAGUGAGGAGGGCGAGGACUCGGAGAGAGGGCAGAAACCAGACGACAGGAUAGUGCAGGAGGGUGAGGAUGACCGGGUGAGAGAGGAGGGUGGAAGCAGUGGUGAAGGAGAGCAGCCGAGUGAGGAGAGGGAGGAAGAUAAAGCUCAGGAAGAAAGUGCAGAAGAAGUUCAGGUGAUAGAAACAGCAGCAGGGUCCCCAGACAGACCAGAUGAAGCAACAGCCGAGAGGAUCCAAACCUCGAACUCUGAGGAUAGGACUUCAGAAGAUGCUGCUGAGAACACAAGUGCAGCCAAAAACACAUCUUCAUCAUCAGGACAUAGGAACUCAUCCGAGUGUUCAGGCCCUCUGGUGGAUGAAAGUGCACAUUCAGAGAAGAUGUCAGAGGAUUUCCAUCAGAGUGCCUUCCAGCAGGUGUUUUCAUCUCUUCAGAAGACUCAGCUCAAUAUGGAGACUUUCCAACGGCUCAGGAAGAUUUACGGAGAACUGGAAUGUCAAUACUGCGGUAAACUGUUCUGGUACAAGGUCCACUAUAACGUCCAUGUUCGCACGCACACCAAGGAGCACUCGCAUUACUGUUCGAAGUGCAGCUACUCUUCCAUCACCAAAAGCUCUCUGAAGCGGCACCAGAUCCAGAAGCACAGCGGCCUGCAGCUGCCGUGUUCGACUCCCGGCUGUAAAUACUCCACACCUGACAAAUACAAGCUUCAAGCCCAUCUGAGGACACAUCAGGAGCAGGGGAGGAGCGCCACGUGUCCUGUUUGCCAUCACAGUUAUCCAGAGCACCGACUGAAAAACCACAUUAAAAAAUCCCACCCUGAUACGCUGCCUGCACAAGGUAAAGGACUGAUGGUGCAGCGAGCAGAGAAGUGUCCUUACUGUGACUCCUACUUCCUGAAGAACAGCAGUGACUUCCAGCAGCACAUCUGGGCCCACCAAGGUUUGAAGCCGUACCUCUGCAAUGUUUGUGACUACGCGGGCCGCAGUCGAAGUAACCUGAAGACUCACAUGAACCGACACAACACAGAGAGACGCCACCUCUGCGAUCUGUGCGGGAAGAAGUUCAAAUCUAAAGUCACGUUGAAAAGCCACAGACUGAGCCACACAGAUGAAGGGAAGCGGUUUCAGUGUUCAGAGUGCGACUUCACAUCCGUCUCUAAACCGUCUCUGCUCCGACACAUGGAACAACACGCUGAAUUUAAGCCGUUUCGUUGCGCCCACUGCCACUACUCCUGCAACAUUACUGGAGCUCUGAAGCGACACUACAACGGGAAACACCCCGAUCAGAAAUACGAGAACGCCGGACCUGGACUGCCGAACCCUGACGCUCUGAAACAGCAAGGUGGUAUGAAGUGUCCUGAAUGUGAGUUUGUUUACGGGACAAAGUGGGAGCUGAACCGCCACCUGAAGAGCAAACACAGCCUGAAAGUGGUGGAAGGCCCUUGGGAGGUGGGGGAGGAAGUAGAGACUCAGUAUGUGUCUGUGGAGGAUGAUGAGCACCUGACAGAAGCACCUUUAGCAGCACUGCAGGACAACGUUAAUAUCCAGCAGAUCACUGAAUUCACAUCAGAGACUCAGGAUGCUGUUGCCUCCAUGGUUGCCAUGGCUCCAGGCACGGUGACCGUCGUGCAGCAGUUGCAGGUUGCUGAUGAGCAGGAAGUCGGCAGCAACCAGCUGAUGGUUCUGAACACAGAGGGAGGUUUAAACGGUGACCAGGUGAUGGUGGUGGAGGACGCUCACGGCCUGGAGGCUCUGACAGUCCUCACUCAGGGAGAAAAUGCUCAUCAUUACAUCGUCUACGUCCAGGAACACACUGUAGAAAUCAACUAGCAUCAAUAUCCAGUAAACCAGUGCUAUCUGGAUGUCAUCAUCAAGACUUUUCAUCAUCAUCAUCUUGGUAAUUGUGGAAAGAAUCAAUGCAAUACUUUGUGGUGUGAUCAUGUUGCAUUUUUAGUACUUAGAAAAUAUAUUUCAAUAUAAAUCUCAGCCCUGCACUUUUUUUAAUUGCACUGGAGUGGCUUCAUUUUCUAAAAAUCAAGUCUCUCAUGUUUUUCUCUGUCUUGUUGUUAUGAAAUACAAACAUGUUUGCUGUUUGGAACAGAUUUGUUUUUUAUAUUAUAACACACUCGUGCAGUGUCAAUGUGACAAUAUAAUAAUCACAUCAGGCUAUUUUAAAUGUGCAGGUAGGCAAGGUAGGACAGCAUACAUUAAUGUAUGGAUGCACUGUACGCUCAGUUGAAUGUCAAAAACCAUGUACACCAUGAAAUAAAUAGUAAAGGCUGAUA